UCGCGCGCUCCUCCGGCUCACUCCGCGUCCGCGACUCGUCCACGUCGCACGUCGACCGUACCCGCGAGCCUUGCCCAGUGCCGUGCCGUGCAGUGCCACCGAACUUUACCGAGCGAUGCGAGGCUCUCGCUCCGGGAGAGCGAUCUGAGCGAAAGGGUUGGAGCGUGCAGCGGGCGGGCGGGUUCGGGCGGCGCUGAGCCGCGCACGCGCCCUCAGCUUCCGCGCUCGCGGCACACGCGUCCGCACCGGCACGCGCGAUGGACGACAAGCCGGCCGGCGAGGAGCACUACAGCCUGCGCUGGAACAACCACCAGGCGCAUCUGCUGCGCUCCUUCGAGGCGCUGCUGCACGCGGAGACGCUCGUCGACGUCACGCUCGUGUGCGCCGAGCGCCGCGUCCGCGCGCACAAGGUGCUACUCGGCGCGUGCAGCCCGCUGUUCCGCCGCAUCUUCAGCGAGAAUCCGUGCAAGCACCCGGUGAUCGUGCUUAAGGACUUCCAGGGAUGGGAGGUGCAGGCGGUGGUGGACUUCAUGUACCGCGGGGAGGUGUCGGUGGCGCAGGAGCAACUGGGAACCGUGAUCCGCGCCGGCGAGUCGCUGCAGGUGCGAGGCCUGGCCGACCAGGACGCGGCCGACUGCGCCGAGGCCGAGCGCUCUCCCGCCGGCACGCCGCAGGGCCCGGCCGCGUCGCCGCCCGCCAGCCCGCACAGCCCGCAGCCGCGCCGCAAGCAGGCGCGUCCGCGACGCCGCUCCGGAGAGUCAGACACGCCAGAGAACCUGUCCAUGCGCCGCUCGCCCGGCGGGCUCAAGGCGGUGCGCCUGGCGCGAGGCCGCUCGCCACACAAGCAAGAGCCCGAAGAGCCCGAGCCCGAAGCACCUCCGCCGCCGAGGAUGUUCCCGCCGCACCAGGACCUGUUCCCGCCACCCUCGGCAGUUUCUGCGUUGUCCCUGACGCCCCCACACAUGUUUGGUAUGGAGUCACCCCUGGGCCUGUUCCCACCAGGCAUGGAGCACAAGAUGUAUCCUCUGAUGGAUGUGGAACACCGCCCGCCACCCCUCGACGCACAGCUUUUCACGAGUGUAAAGAAAAAAUGGCGACCGAAGGGCCAGCACAGUGCGCCGCGUGGUGGCCCGCCUCGAUCCUGGACAAAUGCAGAACUAACGGAAGCUUUACAACACGUCUGGAACAAGAAAAUGACCACGAGCCAAGCAUCACGGAUAUUCGGUAUACCAUACAACUCACUGCUAAUGUACGUGCGGGGUAAAUACGGCAAGAGUUUAAAACUCGAGCAGCUAAGGAAAGAUUGCAUCGGAGGGCCACUAGAAGUGUUAAAUCUGAACUCCGGAAACAACAACAACAACCACCCAUCGAGCAAACACCAUGAGAAAGACGAGCACCAUCAGAACACUGGCCAAAGGCCGGCGAGUUCAGAGCCGGAUAUAUCCUCGAAUCCAAUGUUUAAUCCAUUCCAGCAAGGGUUCUAUCCAGAGUUCCCGCCAGGGUUUCCGAUGCCGCUGAACAUGCUGCAUCUUCUACCGCCGAGUGAGAAAGCAAGAGAGUUGUAUCAGUCAAUGCCGAUGGCGUUGGAUUCGCUUUCGGGGGUCACGAAGGAAGAGGACUGUAAGAGUGAUAGGUCAAAGGAGAAUUCUGCGGACGAGGAAGGAGAUCCGUAUAGGCCCGGGCACGCUCCGCAUGCGCCGGAUAAUCGUACGCUGCUCCACCAUAAUGGACAGGACUAAGCUUUCCAUCUUCAUUAGCUGAAACCUUCCUCCACUGUACCUUCUUUGCAACUCGUCUGUCUCUGACGCUUGUAAAUCUUUAUCCUUCUCUUUUCUAUACCCGCGUGGCGAAAAGGACAUAAGAGAUUGCGAUUUGCGCCACUAGAACCGGGAUCCGUAUAAUUUAUGGACGUGCAAUCGCUCAGGUACGCUAUACGAGUAAUGAAA
Molecule: messenger RNA, 1946 nt
Organism: Pararge aegeria (speckled wood butterfly)
Lineage: Eukaryota; Metazoa; Arthropoda; Insecta; Lepidoptera; Nymphalidae
Gene: lov
Product: protein jim lovell
Exons: 3
Coding region: 258-1739 (493 amino acids)
Biological process (GO): regulation of transcription by RNA polymerase II
Cellular component (GO): nucleus
Molecular function (GO): protein binding; DNA binding
Source: RefSeq, a predicted model, not a curated record